UAAUCGAGAUUGUCACUUUGGUAACUACGUGUCAACAAUAUGGCGGCACACUCCAGUAACAAACUAGUAAAUACAGAUUAAAAACCUUUAAAAAACCCAGCACAAUGGCAGUUUAUAUGCCCCCAAUUGCCAGAAAAAAGAGAGUGCCACAAAAGUACAACCCAGACACUUUUCGUGUGAUAAGUGUGGAAGCCGAGGAAGUACAUCCAAGGUUCUCACCACCUGUUAUUAAACCAGUAUAUGAAAAAGACACCUUACCAACCAGAAAACUCCUUCCAGAUAUUCCAAUUCGACAGACACGAACUGUAGUUAAAUCAAUUUCAGACUUCCGAGCACAUAAUCCCCAGCCAAGAAACUGUGGCUUUCUGUGCCAUAAUGUUCGACUGUUGAAUGAACCCAUAGCAACUGUGACAACAAGGGAUACUCAAGAGGAUGAGUGUAACUGGUGGCCACAUCGAAUAUCCAAUGAGCCUCAUCAUAUACCAGAGCACACACUAGAUUCAACUUAUCGAGAUGAUUUUGUUUAUGAAUCGGAGAAGGUGCCACCUGGAUCAAACAGACAUCUUGCAAAUCCAAACAAAGAUCCAGCUUUGGGAGCAGUCCCAGUCAACUUUUUAAAAGGAAGAGAUGGAAAGCAGCGUUUCUUCAAAGAGGAUAUAUCCUUUCAGCAUAUCUACAACAGCAGGGCUGAUCCAAAUUAUCCAUUUGGUUUAAGGCGUGAAGGUGCCUUUGUAUGGAAACAAAUGUCACCUGCACAGCGUCAGAUGUUUAUUGAGUAUCAUGAGAAGAUUAACGAGUACUGCAAGACAGAUAUUCCAUCUCAAAGAAACAGGCAAGAUUUUGAAGAGGUGACAGAAACAAAAUAUGUUUCCCCAAGGCCAUCGAACAAGUCGGGAAACAAUUCAGUAAGAUUGUCUGUAUCCGAGAUGUCGAUUCCAUACCACAAAAAGAUGACCCCUGCAGCUACUCCAACAGUGGCAGCCAGUACAGGUGACCUACAGCACAACUCACCACAAGAAUCCAUAUUUUAUGAAAAAGACAUUGCUACACAGACAUCACCCAACCAUUCAGGUGGACCAUCACCAUCAACAAUCCAGCCAAAUGUUCCCUGUGAUACACAAACGGAAAAUUCAAAACCACCUGACGAUAUUCCUUCUAGGACUGAAUAGGCUUGGUUACUAGUCACAGUGCAAAUACAUACAUAUCUUUUUUAUUAUAAUGGAUUAUGUUUAAUAAAAUAAAGAUACAUUUUUAAAAUUAAUAUCCUAUGUGGAAUGAAAUUUAGCAUUAAUAAAAUAUCAAUGAUUAUUUGUAAUUUCGUAAAAUCCCCCUAAAACAAAAAUAUUUCUUUGUAAUCUCCCCAAAAAACAAAAGCAAAUAUAUCUGUAAUCUCCAAAUUACUAACAGCUUAUCCAGCAGUUCUCUAUUGUCGUUAUGGUAUACAUUUUUUAUGCAUCCAAACUUGUAUCACUGUGACUUUAAUUGCAUGGUUGAAUGUACCUGCCAGUAUACCAAAAGGUGACGGCAGUACUAACAUUAACACUACUAACUUAUGACAUAACAAAUCGUAUAUAAAACUGUUACUUAAUUCCCAGGUUGUAUUUGCUGAUGUGAAAGAUUAAUUAGUUUGGAGUAUUAUGUGUUGUGUGUUUUUAAUUGUUUAAAAUGUUUUUUGGUAGAUGAAAUGUUAAAAAAAAAUAAAGAUACUAUUUCAUUAAAUUACACAGAGAAUAAUACUGAGCCAAUUGCCAGUGAUUAUUAAAUUAAAUGAGUACACUAUGUGCAAGUCAUAUUAGAGAUUGUAUACAAAACAUAUUUUAGUUUAUUCACUUUUUAUGGAUGAGAAAGAAAAAUGUGUUUGUUUAUUUGAAGAAGAAUAAUAAACCCCCCCAGACCUUUGAAUAACACAACACAAUUGCAGUAAUAAAAAAAGAAGAUGAUGAUAAUGUUCUAUUUAAAAUGUGUUAAGUCCAUUUCAGUUUACCUAAUCAUGUUACAACAACCCAACACAAUAGUAUGCUGCUGAUUUCACAGUUGCCCUAUUAGUGUUGUAUUUUGCCAUCAGGGUAAUACCAUCAUUUUUUGCCUCAUGUAUUUGUCCAUAGCAAAUUGAUGUUGCUCAACAAUUAUGUAUCAACAGAUAUUUCAAUUAUGGUUAACAAACAAUUUGUCUUUUGUUUAAUCUGGACUCAUUGUUUUGUACUCAGCUUAGUUAUAUAUCUGUAUGAAUACAGACUUGUUAAGAAUCUUUCAAGUAUUUUGUUUUUGUCUUAGAUUUGUUACAUAAAUUGUGCUCUUUAAAAUCUCUUUGAAAGCCUUGGAUUUCAUAAGCUGACAUUUAAAAGCACUCCAUACUUAGUGAAGUCUCCAGACUUUAAUUACAUGCUGUUUGUAUAAUUUUUGAGAAAGACUUUACUAAAGCCGUGAGUUUGGAUUUCAUAAUUUUAUAAGCAGAGGAAAAGGACGUGCUAGUAACAAAAGAUAAAGAAAAUAAAAAUGUAUUCAUGUGAUUGUUAAAAUGGAGGCAUCUGUUCAUCUGUCAAAAUAAUCAACUUGUGUAGUCAGCAAUCAGUAUUAUCUUAAUCUAGUGACUGAUCUGUUGAUACAUAAUUGUAACCAUUUUGGUUUUUACAUUUAAUAUAUAAUUCAGUAGUGUGUACUAAUCACACCAUAUAUCUUUACAUUAUGUUUACAUAAAAUAUAUUUUAUAUUUCAUAUACAUAGCUUAAUAUGUGUUUUUUUUAUAUUUUAUAUUAAGUUUUAUAAAAUUGUAAGUCUACUGUUAAAACAGGAAUACUUAUGAGAACCCUAACCUUUGAAUAUAAAUAAUCUGAUUUAUGUAGAGCAAUGCUCAUAAAUAAAAAGUAUCGGUUACAAACUGUAUAACCUAUUUAAUGCAGCAAAUCAAUUUUAUCCUAAUAGUUUUUACUGAUAUUCACCCAAAAUUAAAACAAAACUCAUUUUUAUAACAAAUAGUACAACUAUUUAAUAGUUAGAAAAAUGUAUAGAUUUUGUUUUCUUGUUGAUGUAAUGCAUCUUUGUUAAUGUUAUAUUUUGGGUUUUAUUAAAAGAUAAUAUCCAGUUUUUACUAAUGAUGUUAUUCAGUAUUUCAAUGUUAUGGAAAAAAAAGAAGACAAGUUGGUUUGACAUUUAAAUUCCUGUUUUAUACCUUGUUUUCAUUUUGUUAACCAUGUACAUAAUGUAUAAAAUAGUGUGCUGUGAUAUGCUGAUAAAGUAUUAAGUGCUUAUAAGUGUCUAGGUUUUUUAAAUACCUGCUUAAGCUCUAAAAUCAAAUGUAUAUAUAAUAUGAUGUAUUUUUUAAAUUACACUUUGAUAUUUUUAUGUUUGUCUCAUGUUCCACAUGUUGGAAUGUUACAGGAUAAAUAAAAUAACGGAUAUAGAGUGCUGUGAUAUGCUCACUUGAGUAUUAGGUGGAUAAACCAUCCUCAUAAAUAUUAUGUUGUUGUUCGUUUAAAUAACUGUGUUAACAAAUUUAAGUUGAGCUUUGAUGUUUUUACCUACUUUUUGUCUCAUGUUCCAUACACAAGAAUUCUGAAGGAUAAACAAGAUGUCUCAGUGAUAAAAAGGGUCAAUGUAUUCCAUUUAAUUUGUUACCGUGCUUAUACAUGUAUAUACUUUUUCAUUUAUACGUUUGUAGUAUGAAAUACAACAAUAUAUAUUAGUAUUA
Molecule: messenger RNA, 3688 nt
Organism: Gigantopelta aegis
Lineage: Eukaryota; Metazoa; Mollusca; Gastropoda; Neomphalida; Peltospiridae
Exons: 4
Coding region: 105-1169 (354 amino acids)
Source: RefSeq, a predicted model, not a curated record